This is a messenger RNA of Leptosomus discolor (cuckoo roller), 1920 nucleotides long. The record is from RefSeq and is a predicted model, not a curated record. NCBI's taxonomy places the organism in Eukaryota, Metazoa, Chordata, Aves, Leptosomiformes, Leptosomidae.
AUGUGUUCUUUUGAAACGCUGUCUUCAAAUUCUCAUAAUGUACCAUUCUUAUUUAUUUCUAACUUGAGGCCUGAUUUCUACACUUUGUAUAUUGAAGAGCCAGAUUCUUCUGGACAUUCAUUUGGACCAGUUAGUGGUGGUGUAAUCAAAGCCUUACAGAUAGCAGAUCAAGCACUGGGGAUGCUAAUGGAUGGACUUAAACAAAGAAACCUGCACAAAUGUGUGAACGUCAUUGUUUUAGCUGAUCAUGGGAUGGACAUGACCUACUGCAGACAGUUAGAAUACAUGACUAAUUACUUCAAUGAGAUUGAUUUCUACAUAUAUGCUGGGCCUGCAGCUCGGAUUCGAGCAAGAAAUGUGCCACAGGACUAUUUUACCUUUGACUCAGAAGGAAUUGUUAAAAACCUCACAUGCAAAAGAUCCCCUCAGCACUUCAAGCCUUAUCUGACGCCUGACUUGCCAAAACGAUUCCACUAUGCUAACAACAUUCGUAUUGAUAAAGUUCAUCUUUUGGUGGAUCAACAGUGGCUGGCUGUGAGGGACGGAACUUACACGUAUUGCGAUAGGGGUAACCAUGGCUAUAACAAUGAAUUUAAAAGUAUGCAGGCUAUAUUCUUAGCAUAUGGCCCAAGCUUUAAAGAGAAAACAGAAGUGGAUGCUUUCGAAAACAUUGAGGUUUACAACCUUAUGUGUGAUUUGCUGCAUAUUACACCAGCACCAAACAAUGGAACACAUGGCAGCUUGAAUCACCUCCUAAAAAAUCCUUUUUACAAUCCUUCACAUGCAAAGGAAGACUCAUCUCCUUCUUCAUGUCCAGUUUCCCAUCUGACUCCCAUAGAUAACCUGGGAUGCUCAUGCACACAUAUAACAAAUGUUUCAGUACUAAAUGAGAGGUUAAAUCUCACCACAGAAGAAAUAAUGAAGGCAAACUCGUAUCAUUUGCCAUAUGGGAGACCCAGAGUUCUUCAGAAGGAGAAUGUCUACUGCCUCCUUUCCCAUCAUCAGUAUGUGAGUGGAUACAGCUAUGAUAUCUGGAUGCCGCUGUGGACUGCAUACACUGUGAAUAAGCCUGAAAACACAUCUCCUCUUCCUCCCACUGUUUCAGACUGUCUGCGGGCUGAUGUUAGAAUCCCUGUUGCUCGGAGCCAAAAUUGUUCCAACUACCCAGAAGGGCUGACCUUCAUCCGCAGUUUCCUCUAUCCUCCCAACUUCAACUCAUCUGCUUCUGAACAGUAUGACGCCUUACUCACCAGCAAUAUUGUCCCCAUGUAUACAGCUUUCAGAGAGAUAUGGGACUAUUUCCAUAAUGUGCUUCUUCAGGAGUAUGCUAGAGAAAGGAAUGGAGUAAAUGUUAUCAGCGGACCCGUGUUUGAUUACAAUUAUGAUGGCCAUUUUGAUACUCUCGAUGAAAUUAAGCAGCAUGUAAACAACACAGAAAUCCCUGUCCCAACCCAUUACUUUGUGGUUCUGACUAGCUGCAAGAACAAGUCCUAUACUCCCCUGAACUGUUCAGGCUCCUUGGAUGUUUCGUCUUUUAUCAUUCCUCAUCGACCUGACAACACUGAAAGCUGUGCUGAAAAUAAGUCACUUUCUGAAUGGGUUGAAGAAAGAGUUCAGGCUCAUUCUGCACGUGUUCGGGAUGUGGAGCUGCUAACCGGGCUUGACUUUUACCAGGAAAGAAAUGAAUCUAUCUCCGAGAUCUUACAGCUAAAGACAUUUUUGCCAGUAUUUGAGACUGAAAUUAACUGAGUAUCUGUUAAAAAAUUGACAGUGCUUGGAAGAAAGCAGAUUUAAGUGAUUCAACUUUUUUUUCCGUGCUAAAGUAUGCAGGAAACAUGACUACAGCUCUUCUGUACAAAAGCACACCUAGAGGAGCUAAUUUCUUUGCUCAGAUUCAUGUUCUUUGGUCAAGUGCUUUGU